AUGCCCCGUGCCUUCCUGGUCAGGAGUCGGCGUCCGCAGCCACCCAACUGGGGCCACCUGCCUGACCAGUUCCGGGGAGAUGCCUAUGUCCCAGACUGCAGCAACCAGCGGGGCCCACCAGCACACCAGUCUUCUGGCCUUGGGGACUCUUGGGCAGCGCCUACGCAGGGCAAUCUGGCCUCCGCUCCCAGGGACCCGGGGACACUUGGCUGCCCACUCUGCCCCAAGGCCUUUCCUCUGCAGCGUAUGCUGACACGGCACCUCAAGUGCCACAGCCCGGCGCGCCGCCACGUGUGCCGCUGUUGUGGCAAGGGCUUUCACGAUGCCUUCGACCUCAAGCGCCACAUGAGGACUCACACCGGGAUCCGGCCGUUCCGCUGUGGAGCUUGUGGGAAAGCAUUUACGCAGCGCUGCUCACUUGAAGCUCAUCUUGCUAAGGUGCACGGGCAGCCCGCCAGCUACGCUUAUCGUGAGCGCCGCGAGAAGCUGCAUGUGUGUGAGGACUGUGGCUUCACAUGCUCGCGGCCUGACGCCUACGUGCAGCACCGCACCCUGCAUCGUGUUGCUUAA
This is a messenger RNA of Hyaena hyaena (striped hyena), 570 nucleotides long. It is a transcript of the gene OVOL3, whose product is annotated as ovo like zinc finger 3. Gene Ontology annotation, cellular component: nucleus. Gene Ontology annotation, molecular function: DNA-binding transcription factor activity, RNA polymerase II-specific; RNA polymerase II cis-regulatory region sequence-specific DNA binding. Gene Ontology annotation, biological process: regulation of transcription by RNA polymerase II; epidermal cell differentiation. The record is from RefSeq and is a predicted model, not a curated record. The transcript is spliced from 4 exons. Lineage: Eukaryota; Metazoa; Chordata; Mammalia; Carnivora; Hyaenidae. Bases 1 to 570 code for a protein of 189 amino acids.